Molecule: messenger RNA, 1895 nt
Organism: Salvia miltiorrhiza (redroot sage)
Lineage: Eukaryota; Viridiplantae; Streptophyta; Magnoliopsida; Lamiales; Lamiaceae
Product: protein trichome birefringence-like 24
Exons: 4
Coding region: 450-1628 (392 amino acids)
Cellular component (GO): Golgi apparatus
Molecular function (GO): O-acetyltransferase activity
Source: RefSeq, a predicted model, not a curated record
AGAUCUAAAAUCAAGUACGGUACAGUACAACAGCCCCUCAUUUCCUUGCUCUGCAACACCAACUUUCGGCCAAGACCAUGCUUCUCCCUAAGUAGUCAUUCAGCUGUCUGCACCAUCACUUCAAUUCCCUCAUGUAUAGAACUCAGCUACUCAAGUAAUAGCCAACAAAAGUCAUCAUUCCCUUCAUUUUACACUAACACUCUGCGGGGAAAGACAAAGAGUUUCUUUCAACUCAAAUCUGGACUCAAGAGCUUCUAUCCAUUGAACUCUACAGCAGCCUACCAACAUAAAGCAUUCAAGGUACCUACUAAGAGCAUCCACAACGCCUACACGAUAGCUGCUUACUCGUGUAAGUGUGCUAUCGGAGCUCAUGGUGUAGGUCUCCUCAAAAAAACAAUUACUUCCUUAUCAAAUUGGGUGCUUCAAUUCUUCUAGUGGCUCUUGCAUUUAUGCUUAUGUACAACAAAUCCUCUGAUUCUUCCCCAGUUUUAAACUCCCCUUUUCUCCAAAACACGAUUUCUGGUGAUUCUGUGGGAAAUACAGAUCAAAUUUCCAGCAAAGAGUCCAUAGGCAGUGAAGAAAAGUGCAAUCUUUUCAUAGGGGAGUGGGUGUAUCAAGCAGAACCUCUCUACACAAAUAGUAGCUGCAGCUUCAUUGAGGACCACCAGAAUUGUAUGAAAAAUGGGCGGCCCAACUCGGAUUAUCUUUACUGGAGGUGGAAACCCCGGGACUGUGAGUUGGGCCGGCUUGAUCCUGGGAGGUUCCUGGAGUUGAUGAGGAACAAAAGCUGGGCAUUCAUUGGUGAUUCGAUUUCAAGAAACCAUGUCCAUUCCAUCCUUUGCGGACUCUCAAUGGUUGAAAGCCCUAUCGAAGUUUACCACGACGAGAGCUACAAAUCUCGAAGAUGGCUCUUCCCAUUGCACAACUUCACCUUAUCAGCUGUCUGGGCUCCUUUCCUAACUUACGCCGCGACCUUUGAAGAUAACAACGGCGUUUCCACAUCCGAUAUCCAACUGCACCUUGAUGUGCUAGACAAGAAUUGGACCGAGCAGUACAAGAGCCAUGACUACGUGAUGGUAUCCGUUGGCAAAUGGUUCACAAAAACUGCAAUCUACUACGAGAACAACACCGUGCUGGGCUGUUAUAACUGCACCAACAGCGACCUCACCAAGCUGCGUUUCAACUUUGCAUACCGCAGAGCCAUGAGGACUGUCUUCGACUACAUCAUAGCAUCAAAUCACGAGGGCGUGACCUUUUACAGGACCUCCUCACCGGAUCACUUUGAGGGGGGCGAGUGGUUCAGUGGUGGAACGUGUAAGAGGAAAGCACCGGUGAAGGAAGGGGGGUUCGAGCUAAACAAGCCGGACAAGCUCCUACGUGACGUGGAGGUGGAGGAAUUGGAGAAGAUGUUAGCAAAAGCAUCGGAGAGGGGCGUGAAUAUCAGGCUUUUUGACGUGCAUCUCAUGUCAUUGUUGAGACCCGAUGGGCACCCUGGACCCUACAGAUUUUAUCAGCCAUUUGUGCAAGACGCAAACGCGAAGGUGAUAAACGAUUGCCUGCAUUGGUGCCUGCCUGGCCCUAUUGAUUCUUGGAAUGAUGUUUUGAUGGAGAUGAUCUUAAAUGGUUGAGAGAAUUGGUGAUUCUUGCAGUAUUGAUCAAUGGUGGUGGAUUGAUGAGGAAAGUGGUAGGAUGAUUUUGGUGAGAUUUUGAAGAAGUUGAUUGUUUUACAUUUGGAGUUGGAGGUGAAGAAUCACUUUUUCUUGACUCUCAAAAACGAGAGUUGAAAAGCAUUUACAUUAGAUGAGGGUUGGAUUGAUGGCUUUUUGUUUAGUAGGAAUACAAUAUUAGUGUUGAACUUGUAUGUUGUUUAAAUGUCAUUACAUAAAAUUGACAUC